This is a messenger RNA of Epithele typhae, 1539 nucleotides long. Its product is annotated as P-loop containing nucleoside triphosphate hydrolase protein. Gene Ontology annotation, biological process: meiotic recombination checkpoint signaling; reciprocal meiotic recombination. Gene Ontology annotation, cellular component: nucleus; chromosome. The record is from RefSeq and is a predicted model, not a curated record. The transcript has 10 exons. Gene Ontology annotation, molecular function: ATP binding; ATP hydrolysis activity. NCBI's taxonomy places the organism in Eukaryota, Fungi, Basidiomycota, Agaricomycetes, Polyporales, Epitheliaceae. The coding region runs from base 1 to 1539 and encodes 512 amino acids.
AUGCUGGGUUUGAUGGCUUGCGAAGGUGGCGCAAAGGUGGCAGUAUCCAUUGGGUUGUUCCCCAUGUUGCCGUCUAUGUCGGCCAUAGUCCUAACAGUGAGUCCACUAAGGAUCACGCACAGCAGAGUACUGACACGCUCACCAGUCGAAGUGCGCGUACGAGCCAACGCCACUUCGCGAUUUGACACGAUCCGGAACGCCGUAAACUCGUAUCUGACCACCGCCCUCUCCGACAUUUAUCUCCCUUCCGUCAUCGGUGGAUGGGAAGAUGUACCUCUGCUAGCCUCGUCGAUUGAGCGGAUACAUGCGUCUGAAAGCGCGUGUCCGGCAUCCUUCUUGCCCAUCGACCAAACGUCUCUUCAAAUUCACGUUUAUCAGCCCACGGAAGCCGACGCUUUCGAAGAGCUCACUAGUGGCAGCGGUAGAGGAGAAGACGAACAAAUAAUGGCCGCGUCGUCAUGCGAACUCCCAAGCAUGCUUUGGGAAGGCCUGUGGGACAGUCUCAUAUACUCCGACAACAUCAAGUCCAAAUUACUUGAUUACAUCCAUGCAACGCUAGUUUUCAGCGAUGCGAAUGUAGAUUUCAACGUUGUGUCGUGGAAUCGCGUGGUACUGCUCCAUGGGCCACCCGGUACGGGCAAGACUUCACUCUGCCGCGCUCUGGCACAGAAGCUCUCUAUCCGGCUUUCUCACAGAUACUCUCAUUCGCGAUUGCUCGAAAUCAACUCGCACUCGUUGUUCUCGAAGUGGUUCUCGGAGUCGGGAAAGCUCGUUCAAAAGCUUUUCAGUAGCAUCAUGGAGAUGGUAGAAGAUGACGAGACAUUCGUCAUUGUUCUCAUUGAUGAGGUGGAAUCCCUGACGGCGGCACGGGCGGGUGCAAUGGCUGGAACAGAACCAUCGGAUGCGUUGCGGGUAGUGAAUGCGCUUCUGACUCAACUGGACAAACUGAAGCAUAAGAAAAACUGCUUGGUCAUGUCUACAAGCAACCUCGCCUCCGCAAUUGACUCCGCUUUUGUUGACCGUGCUGAUAUUGUUCAAUACGUCGAUUUGCCACCACGUCAGGCGAUCUAUGAGAUUCUACGCUCGUGUCUUGUCGAGCUGAUCAAGAGAAGAAUUGUCGGAGACGUGGAUAUCCCGGAUUACCCACAAGCAGAAAUAAACGAACGGACGGCCGAGUUCUCUAAUCUCAGCCUGCAGUCACCCGGAAAUCCGGCCAUGGGCACCCCUUCGCAGAUCGAGGCGCAUGACACCCGCGAGAGGUCAAGGCUGGCAUCUAUCCGACUGAUGAGACUCGCACAGGCUUGCAGGGAGCAAGAGAUGUCCGGUCGUUCUCUGCGGCGACUUCCUGUCCUUGCACAUGCCAGGUACAUCGGUGCCGUUCCUUUUGUGACGCCCCGCACGCAUGUCAACGGUGCAUCAAAGUCGAGGAAUGCGGCGGCAAACACUCAUGGAGCGGCAGCAGACGUUGAGAUGUGGUUAGAUGCAAUGGAACGCGUCGUGCAGUCGCAGGCGACUGAGCGGACCCGUAUGCAGAAGUGA